AGCCAAUUUCCUUCUUAGCUGCCUAAACAACGCCGAGUCGGAGCAUACUAUUGGUCAUCAUCGCAUCACUGUCUCAUAUCCGUUUCCGACCAAUGAUGCUCAGUAUAGCUUAAAGGACACUCAACACAAGGAUCCGGGGAAAGCAGCAUCCGUCAGUCGUCCACAAUGUGGCGGGACCGCACCAAUCUUUACAUCUCCUACCGUCAGUCAUUUACCCAUCACCCCGCAAAGAAGCCGCGAUACCUCGGAACACCCAAUGGCUUCUCCGACGUAGCGUCACAAUCUGAAGAAAGUCGGCGGCUUAUAUCUGAAUCCACGGGGAUUGACGACGAUGGCGAUGCGAUCAUUGAGAUGGAUGUGCUCCCGCCACGCUGGGUCGAUGUGCAGGAGGAUGUGACGGACUUACUCGCGGACAUUGCACAGAAGUCGGCCCAGCUAGAUAAGCUGCACCACAAGCACCUCUUACCGGGAUUCGGCGAUGAGGAAGUACGAAAGCAAGACGAGCGUGUUAUUGAACGGUAUACGCAAGAAAUUACACGCGGCUUCCAUGAGUGUCAGAAGCUUGUCAAGCGCAUAGAGGUUAUGGUACAUGAAGCCAAACAGCAAGGGGGGGUGAGUAGCGGAGAUGAAACCAUGGCCAAGAACAUUCAGAUAUCACUUGCAUCGAGGGUACAAGAAGCCAGUGCUCAGUUCAGGAAGAAACAAAGCAAUUAUUUAAAGAAGCUACGAGGUCUUGAAGAUACGGCCUCACAAUUCGAUCGUUCUACUACGCCAAUGCAGAAUCCGUAUACAGAUCCGUCAUUAAUGGAGUCCGAUGCCGAUAAGUCCUUCUCGCAAACCACCCUGAUGCAGACGACACAGCGGAUGACCGGCCAAAACGAUGCCGCAAUCCUACAACGAGAGCGGGAGAUCAACGACAUUGCCAAAGGAAUCAUCGAACUAUCUGAUAUUUUCCGCGAGCUACAGGCAAUGGUCAUCGACCAAGGUACAAUGCUGGAUCGCAUAGACUACAAUGUGGAGAGAAUGAACACCGAUGUUCAAGCAGCCCAGAAGGAACUCAAUGUGGCGACUAACUACCAACGGCGUACCACAAAGCGCAAAAUAAUUCUUCUUUUGAUCCUUCUGGUGGUGGGGAUGAUAAUUAUCCUCCUCGUUAAGCCGAAGAAACAUGAAUCAUCUGAACCUGCGCCGCCUCCUACCCAACCAGAAAAUCUACCGCCUGGCCUACGGCCGCGAGGUUUUGAAAUAGCAUAUAGGCGUCCAAGGUCACCUUCAUUGACGCGAGUUGCAAGGAGCGAGUGGGUUGAUCCUGAUAUAUAUCGAUAAUUAUUUGUUUUCUAGAGAUACCAUGAAUAAUAGCCC
Messenger RNA from Aspergillus nidulans FGSC A4, 1362 nucleotides. It is a transcript of the gene tlgB, whose product is annotated as syntaxin-like protein tlgB. The record is from RefSeq and is a predicted model, not a curated record. The coding region runs from base 166 to 1326 and encodes 386 amino acids. The transcript is spliced from 4 exons. NCBI's taxonomy places the organism in Eukaryota, Fungi, Ascomycota, Eurotiomycetes, Eurotiales, Aspergillaceae.